Closterium sp. NIES-67 is the source of this 1502-nucleotide messenger RNA. The record is from the annotation of a GenBank genome assembly. Lineage: Eukaryota; Viridiplantae; Streptophyta; Zygnematophyceae; Desmidiales; Closteriaceae.
GGCUCUUCCCUGGCUAGAACCAUACCAUUCCCCAGCUUAUCUCAUCCAAACUUGAUUCUGUAUUCCGCCCCGGCGGCCGAACUUGGCCCAUAUUCCCCAGUUUCGGUGACUGGUGUCAGCAUAACCCCAUGACUCACGGUCAGAAUUUCUAGCCGAAUCAGGAGUGGCGAUAGCACAGCGAGGCAGUUAUCUCGUUGUCGCUUUUCCUGAAUUCUCUCCCUGAACCGAGAGGUCCACACAUUGGCAAGGCUACUACAGACCAAGUUGUUCCAGUGGCUCUUUGUGUCGUGCAACCGCCAUGGCAUCCCUUAGUCCACGUCAGGGGCUAGUGCUGAUAAUGAGCUUCCUUUUAGCGAAUGCCGUUUUCGGACACUCCAUUGAAGCUGCUGGGGAUGAUUCCGGCGUCACAAACGUAGAUGUUGACAUUCCCCCGUUGGAAGAACCCCCAAUUCACAUUGCUGACGUCAGCAAGGUCCAGCGGCUUUCCUGGAAACCGCGGGCGUUCCUCUUCCCCAGCUUCCUAUCCGAUGCGGAAUGUGACUACAUUGUCAACUAUUCACGUCCCCGUAUGGAGCGGUCCACAGUGCUAAGCGACAGCGGCAAGAGCGUGCUGGAUAACAUCCGCACCAGCGACGGUUCCUUUAUUGUUAAGUACGAGAAUCCGGUCGUUCGACGCAUUGAGGAGCGAGUGGCUGCAUGGACCUUCCUCCCAAUCGAGAACCAGGAGGCAAUGCAGGUGCUGCGGUACAGAGACGGGCAGGAGUACGGGGCGCACUGGGACUACAUUGAUGAGAAAAAGGCACCUACCCCGGGUGGGCCUCGAUACGCUACAGUGCUCAUGUACCUCUCGCAUGUGGACAAAGGAGGCGAGACUGCCUUCCCUGAGUCCGAGGAGGACCCUGUAUUGAAGGAUGACUCGUGGAGUGACUGUGGGAAGAAGGGCAUUGCAACCAAACCCCGCAAGGGCGACGCUCUGCUCUUCUUCUCCCUCCAUCCCGAUGCCUCCUUCGACCGCUCCUCCCUCCAUGCCGGCUGCCCCGUGCUCGCGGGGGAGAAGUGGUCCGCCACCAAGUGGAUCCACGUGGGCUCGUUCGACCUGCCCCCGAGAGACGCCUCUGUGUGUGCAGACGAGAAUGACAACUGCGAGUACUGGACCAGUACGGGCGAGUGCGAGAAGAACAAGGAAUACAUGGUGGGGACAGGGUCGGGGCCAGAGAGGUUGGGAUUCUGCAGGAAGAGCUGCAAGGUGUGCGCAUGAGGGCUCUGUUGACUGUAGCGGCAGGGGCAGCAGCAGCAGCAGCACCAGCAGCAGUGGUAGCAGCAGCAGUCACAAUGGUAGCGGCAGCAGUCGCAGUAGCAGCAGCAGCAGCAGCAGGGGUCAGUAGCUCUGGAGCAGGACUGUGUGAUUCGACUCUAGGACUAGACAGUCACAACGCCAACUCGAAGGCCGCGUCUGAUCGGCUUUAUAUUUCUCCACUGCACAAUAUACAUGGAAGUUGCAU